This is a messenger RNA of Diabrotica virgifera virgifera (western corn rootworm), 1849 nucleotides long. RefSeq lists its product as uncharacterized. The transcript has 2 exons. The record is from RefSeq and is a predicted model, not a curated record. Bases 142 to 753 code for a protein of 203 amino acids. Lineage: Eukaryota; Metazoa; Arthropoda; Insecta; Coleoptera; Chrysomelidae.
AACGGAAGUAAGUCUACAUUUUUAUCGCCAUAAGAUAAGAUAUCAUAAUAUAUAUUAUUAUGAACAUAUAAAUAGACAUCUUGAAGUAUCCCGUUACCAGUUUAACAACAACAAAAAUACAAAAAAAAAUAACCAACAAAAAUGAAAGUUACUAUACUAUUCAUUACUAGUCUUUGUAUCUAUUUAGCUUAUGCACACCAAGAAAACCCAGAAAAAUCAACAGAAAAACCAACAGCAAAACCAACAGAAAAACCAACAGAAAAACCAACAGCAAAACCAACAGAAAAACCAACAGCAAAACCAACAGAAAGACCAACAGAAAAGCCAACAGAAAAACCAACAACAAAACCAACAGAAAAACCAACAGAAAAACCAGAAGAAGAUAAUAACCAAUGUUUAUGUGAAAACCAGCUUGAAGAUGUAUACGAAGAAGUAUAUCACCUAUAUGAGGAUAUAUGCGAAUUAAGUAAUGAAAUAGACGAAAUCCAAAAAGAUUUGCAUGAUCUUGAUGUCAAAGUUUGCGACCAGACACCAAUUCUCCGCCACCUUAAAUUGGAAAUUUUAGCGUUAAAGAAGAAUCAAACUUUGACUUUGACUGAACUUAAAAAUCAAACUAACACUUUAUCCAUUAUCGUUGGUAAUAUUAAAAGUGUUGAUCAUGAGAUAAAAAAAAUCAAAGGACAUGUCAACCUUCAGACUACUCAUAUAGAUUAUUUAAAACAAAUUUUAUUACAUGUUAAGAUAUGUUUAUAAAAAUGGUACUAUGUUAAGAGGAUCGGUACAAAGUUUCGGCUCCAAUGCUAUUUAAAUGGGAUUCAUUUUUUUUUCGAAUCCUGAGAAGACUAAUAUAUAUUUUUGAAUAAUUCAUACGCAAAAUGAAAGAUUACGUUAUUGCCGAGGGCCGAAAGUCCCUGAAAACUUCUAUGUUUAUUUUAAUAAGUUACAGGGGUUAAAAACUAAGAGAAAAUGUAGUGUGAUCUUUAAUUUUAAAUAUCUCAUUUAAAAGAAAUUUUUUAUUAAUUCUAAGGGACUUUCGGCCCUCAAUAAUAAUUUGUCUUUCAUUUUGCGUUUAAGUUUUUUAAAAAUAUUUAUUAGUUUUUUCAGGAUUCGAAAAAAAUAGACACCAUGUCUGUGGUGAUAUUUUCCAAAUCGAACAUUCAGUAUCUUUGUUAUACAAGGCACUGAGUCGAAUAGAAUAAGGUGACAAGACAGUGACAAUUUUUAAUAUUUGACAUAGCAUCGGGAGUAUUUUGAGUUGUUGAUUAAAAAUAAUAUUGAUAGUGUAUUUGAUAAAUAAUUGAUUUAAGACGUAAACUUAAUAAAAAGCUAUUUAUUGUUUAUUAUUUAUGGAAGAUCCAAGCAGAGAAUACACCAGGAUAUAUUCUGUGAUCCAAGUAAUUUGUUGCUAAAUAUGUUCAAAAUUGUAAGCGUUCUAUAGUAACAAUAUAUUAUUAAAAAAUCACUUUAUCACUUUUCCGCUUUUCUCAAUUGAGUAUUAGUUUUUGUUGUAUAGUACAUAAAUUAUUACAAUUACUGAAUACAUAGUUAGUGAAAAAUUAUCAUAUUAGUUAACUCAAUUAAUAAAUUAAGCAAUUAUACCUACAAGUAUUAAAAAAUAACAGUUAUCCAAGAACAUUCAAAAACCAUAUAUUUAAAGUUAAUGAUGACAUUGUCAAGUAAUGUUUACAUAUCCAUACCAGUGAGAAUUUUACUGCACGUAGUUUGCCGUGUAAAGACAUACAAAGUAGGGAUAGCCGUAAAAUAUUUGCGCCUAGACUCUUAAGGAGAUUUAAGAACUAAAAUAUUAACUGAUAUUCAGAUGCAAUAAAAAAUAUAGUAUAUAUUUACU